GAUAUAUAUUUCAGAUUUUUAGUUAUUUCCGAUGAUUUUUUAUUACAUUUUUAUAUAUUAUAUGCUAUAAUCACAAUAAUUCACAAAAGAAGUAUUAAUAAUUUUUCAUAAUCACAACAGUUUAUAACUAAUUAAUAAUCAUAAACUUAAUAACAAAACAAUUUUUUGUUUACGUAUUUUCACAUAAUAUAAUAAUUUAUAUUGAGUUGUUAUCUAAUUUUUAUUUUUUAAACCUGAAUAUAUUUUUCGGAAAAAAGGGUAAAUAAUAGAACAAAAAAAAAAAAUGAUGGAUUCUCAGGAUGCUAAUCGUCCAGAACUGCUGGAAGAAGUAAGACUAUUUCGCAACGCCCGUGAACGAGAAAAGUAUGAUAAUAUGGCUGACUUCUAUGCACUAGUCAACACACUGCAGCAUUUGGAAAAAGCAUAUAUACGAGAUUGUGUGACGCCCAAAGAGUAUACUGCCGCCUGCUCAAAACUGCUUGUUCAGUGCAAAGCUUCUUUUAAACAAAUACAGGGCGACGAUUUUCCAACGGUUGAGUCCUUUGUUAAAAAAUACAAAUUAGAUUGUCCAGCAGCAAUAGAGCGUAUUAAAGAAGAUCGGCCGAUUACUAUUAAAGACGACAAAGGCAAUACUAGUAAAUGCAUUGCAGAUAUUGUUUCUUUAUUUAUAACCAUAAUGGAUAAACUAAGGUUGGAUAUUAAAGCAAUGGAUGAAUUGCAACCGGAUCUUCGUGAUUUAAUGGAUACCAUGAACAGGCUUAGUAUGUUACCAGCUGACUUUGAAGGAAAACAAAAAGUAUCUGAAUGGCUAAGUUCUCUGUCAUCUAUGAACGCAUCAGAUGAAUUAAAUGAAACCCAAGUGAGACAAUUGAUUUUUGAUCUUGAAUCAUCUUACAACGCAUUCAACAAGUUGCUCCAUCAGUCAUCUUAGUUAAAUUUAUUAAUAAUAUUAUAAGUUAUAACCAAAUAUAAGAGUUACAUUAGAUUA
This is a messenger RNA of Aphis gossypii (cotton aphid), 988 nucleotides long. RefSeq names its product vacuolar protein sorting-associated protein 28 homolog (gene Vps28). The record is from RefSeq and is a predicted model, not a curated record. The transcript is spliced from 2 exons. NCBI's taxonomy places the organism in Eukaryota, Metazoa, Arthropoda, Insecta, Hemiptera, Aphididae. Gene Ontology annotation, molecular function: protein-containing complex binding. Gene Ontology annotation, cellular component: ESCRT I complex. Gene Ontology annotation, biological process: protein transport to vacuole involved in ubiquitin-dependent protein catabolic process via the multivesicular body sorting pathway. The coding region runs from base 284 to 931 and encodes 215 amino acids.